Molecule: messenger RNA, 342 nt
Organism: Danio aesculapii
Lineage: Eukaryota; Metazoa; Chordata; Actinopteri; Cypriniformes; Danionidae
Product: cytochrome c-like
Exons: 2
Biological process (GO): mitochondrial electron transport, ubiquinol to cytochrome c; mitochondrial electron transport, cytochrome c to oxygen
Cellular component (GO): mitochondrial intermembrane space
Molecular function (GO): electron transfer activity; heme binding
Source: RefSeq, a predicted model, not a curated record
AUGGGAGAACUAGACUAAGAAAAAGGAAUGAAGAUUUUUGUUCAUAAAUGCUCUCAGUUUAACACUAUUGAGGUUUAUGGCAAACACAAAGUUGGUCCAAACCUAUAUGGGCUCUUUGGUCGCAUGACUGGCCGAGCACCGGGCUACAGCUACACAAAAAACCACAUAGAGAAGGGUGAGUGUGUGAAAGAAACACAGAAAGAAUUAUUAUUACUUUUGGCGUACUUACAGAAUCCUAAAAGGUACAUUCCAGAGACCUUAAUGAUCUUUCUUGGCAUGCGUAAGAAGGAGAAAAGUGUACAGCUGAUAGAAUAUUUAAAAAAAUCCACAUCCUCCACUUAA